Nanorana parkeri is the source of this 568-nucleotide messenger RNA. RefSeq names its product putative ferric-chelate reductase 1. Lineage: Eukaryota; Metazoa; Chordata; Amphibia; Anura; Dicroglossidae. Bases 84 to 560 code for a protein of 158 amino acids. The record is from RefSeq and is a predicted model, not a curated record. The transcript is spliced from 5 exons. Gene Ontology annotation, molecular function: oxidoreductase activity, acting on metal ions.
AGAAAAUCUUCCUGUUGAUUACCAUCUUCCCAACUCUUACUCUCGCUUAUCCUACUGGAAAUGUGGAAGGCUCCUGCUCUACAAUGAUUCCUGGUCACCAAAAGACACCCCAAACCACUCAUGCUCCAUAUAGCCUGACUUUAACAAGUACCAACUACACUGGAAAACUAGCAUUUUUAGUUACUCUCAGCAAAGAGCAAGAUGGAAAAGACUUCAAAGGUUUCAUGAUUCAGGCUCGUGCUCCUAAUGGUAACGUCGGCCUCGGCACUUUUGAGGUCAAUACCUUGGAUAUACAAACCCUGACAUGCGCCACCUCUCAAUCUGCAGUGAGCCACACAUCAGCCAGCUUAAAAUCCACUGUACAGGCCAUCUGGAUACCCCCAAAUACAAAAACCGAUAUACAGUUCAGAGCCACUGUGUUGCCUUCAUUUGACACGUUUUGGACGAAUGUGUUAAGUGACGUCUUACCUCUGGAUUCCGCCGGCUCCCAGCUCAUGAUUCCUACAUUGUUCCAGCUACUGGUCUGCAGCUUUACUCUAAUAAACGCACUAGUCAAGUGAAGAAUGAA